AUCGAACCUACUUCCGCACGGCAGCUCGCACGCGUGACUCGCUCUUCCUUUCUAGCUCGCCGGCUGGCAGGUGGAGGUUCAUGCCGGCGGAUUCAUUCUCCGCUUUCCUUUAUUCUUUUUCAUUUAUUUAUUUAGUUAUUGAACAAAUUUAUAUAGCCGCCCAUCUCUCCAGAAGUGACUGCAAAGAAGCGCAACCCUCGACUAACCGAGACUUGGCACCAGGAGAACAGCCAUGCUUGCUCGUGGCAGGCAAAUUUUCAGUGGCCUUUCUGUCUACUGGAAGCCUCUCUUCCAAGGCCGCCUCCUGCUGGUAACCAACACUGUCAGCUGUGGGGGGCUUCUAGCGGCAGGAGACACACUUCGUCAAUCCUGGGAGAUGAGGCGGGACCCUAAACAGAAAUGGGAUCGUGCCCGGACGGCCCGAAUGUUGACCAUCGGCUGCAGCAUGGGCCCAAUGAUGCACUACUGGUACCUGUGGCUAGACUGGGCCUUCCCUGCUGCUGGCUUCAGCGGCAUCAGGACUGUCCUGAAAAAAGUUUUAAUUGAUCAGAUUGUUGCCUCUCCAGUCUUUGGGGUUUGGUAUUUCAUAGGGACUGGAUCUUUAGAAGGACAGACUCUGGAGCAAAGCUGGCAUGAAUUGGAGGACACCUUCUGGGAAUUCUACAAGAUGGACUGGUGUGUGUGGCCACCAACGCAGCUGAUCAACUUCCUGUUCCUGCCACCCAAGUAUCGAGUGAUCUACAUGGAGGUCAUCACUCUAGGAUGGGAUACUUAUCUGUCGUACCUUAAGUAUCGUAAUAAAAAGCCACCACUCAGCCUGGAUGAAGAUUCUAUUAAACCUUGCACCACUGACAUCCAAACUACUGAGUGAAAAGAGUCAACAACCAAACUAGUUUGUUUUUUAAAACUCGAAGUAAUCUGGCAUCUUUUUUGAGAAAUACUAUUUGUGCUACACAGGAACUGGUGCUUGAAUGAGAUGCACUCUGUUUUCAAGGCUCGGAGCACUUUUCCUUUGGCAAAGUUGGUAUGGCCACGGCAUCCAGCAGAAGUGCUAUCGCUUGUAAUGUGUCGCUAAAAGUGCCAAAUUAUUAUUUUUUCUGAUUUAUUUAUUUAUUAGCUUAAUUUUGUGCCACCCCAAUCUCAUGGUUCUGGAUGGCAGUACAAGAAUCUCAACAGCAAUCUUAAAAAUCAGUCAUGUCAAUUUAAAAGUUGUGGACAAAGAAAAUAUGGCCAUCUUCCUUCUCCACUAAGCCUCAGAGGAAGCUGGAAAGGGAAAGUUUUCCAGAGCUUCUUAAACGCCAAGAGUGAAGGUGUCAAGUGUAUUUCCAAGGGUGGUAUAUUCCAUAGAGGUGUGACCACACCUGAGAACUGUUGAUUCUUACCAGAUGGUUUGAAUUAGCAACUGAGUUCAUCCUUCGGAGGAUGAAUGCAUCUGUUUUGGAAGGAAUAACUAUUUAGGUAACAGGAGAGUCAGACACACUAAGAAAGUACUGUGGUGCAAGGAAAAAAAAGGGAAAUUCAUCUUAGGAUCUGUAAACCCAGAGCAUCCUUUCUAGAACUUGCUGCCAGAGGGGAUGAAGCUGGGCAGCCUAUUCAUUUAAUAAAUAAACUAAAAAAUUAAUGAACAAGCUUGAGAGCAACUUCACCCCGCAAUUCUGUGUUGCAAGUUCAAAUACGGAGAAUCAGAUCAUGUUCUAAUUGUUAUUCUAAUAAGCAGUGCUGCAAAAGGUAGAAUAAAAAAGCUUAAAACCAAGAGAGAGGGUAUGGCCUAGUGACUCUAAAGCAAAGGAAUUUUUCAGUUCUCCAUUUUUUUCUUCAGUGGAUUAGAGGAAUACAUCAGGGAAAUAUUUGCUCAGUAUAUGCAGACUUCUAUUGAACUUACUCAUCUUCAUCUUACCUGCUGCAUUUGCUGUAUAGAUCAAACUGCCAGAGGAGAUUGUUUGGAACACUGGAGUGGGUUGCAGUCGAUAUGCUGGUGAUACCUAGUUCUCUUGUAUUUUGCCACCCAACUUCAGAAAAAUAGCAUGGACCCUUGAAGAUUGCUUAGUCCAAUAGACUGGAUGAGGGAGAACAAGUUGAAAUUAAAUGCAGACAAGGUGGAUGUGCUGCUGGUCAAUAGGAAAUACUGGUACUGUGAUUUAGACUGUGCUGGAUGGUGCUGCACUCCUUCCUAAAACAGCAGGUCCACAGGUUACUUGUGAUUCCCAGGAGAUUCUCCAGAAAAAUCAAUGGCAAAAGGUGCAUUUCCACACUCAUGCUAUGUGUGUCAAUUACAAUUAAUUGUUGGCCAGCUGGAUUUGACAACAGUUAUCCACAUUUUUGUUAUGUCUCAUCUGCUCUACUUGGAGGCCACCCUGAAAAGGCUGAUAAGGAUUUCAAAGAUGAUCUUGUAAAUAGCCACCUGCAAGAUCCUCUACUAUCAGUGAAAAGAAAGUCUCUACCCUAAUGUAUUUGUGGAUAAAUUUAUUCUAAAUUGGUAAUAGUUCAGUAGCUGAAAUUACUGUACCUCUGUCUCUUUCCUCUCAAUAAAUCUUUUUAAAGAAAACUCACAAUCUUACCUGUAAGAAUUAUUUUUAAUUGAGCAACUGCCAAAGAACCUGGCACAGGGGUACUUCCAAAACCUCACUAUUUUCACUCUCCAAUUCCUCCAAAGCACUUUGAAACCAAACUGCAGUUUGCUUUGACAACCAGCAAAAAUUGUAGGAAAUAUGCUGAGAAACCAUAAAUCAAUCAGUACUUCCAAC
This is a messenger RNA of Candoia aspera, 2744 nucleotides long. It is a transcript of the gene MPV17L2, whose product is annotated as MPV17 mitochondrial inner membrane protein like 2. The coding region runs from base 233 to 871 and encodes 212 amino acids. Gene Ontology annotation, cellular component: cytoplasm; mitochondrion; membrane. The record is from RefSeq and is a predicted model, not a curated record. The transcript has 6 exons. Lineage: Eukaryota; Metazoa; Chordata; Lepidosauria; Squamata; Candoiidae. Gene Ontology annotation, biological process: mitochondrial ribosome assembly; cellular response to reactive oxygen species.